UAUUAUGAAAAAUGAAAACAAUAUAAACAGGUGAAAUUGGUAGACAAUUGACUUUAACGAGAAUGCCUUUCAAAAUGCACUGCCAAGACGAAUGGCGGAGAAGAGCAGCGGAGUGGGAAGGUACAAUGAAAGGACCGAUUAUCUACAUAUUCUACUCAGUGACAGAAGAUCACUAUUGCAAAACCAACAACUCUUGCUGUAAAAUGAUGAGAAAACUUCAAGCUAUUCAUAGGGAAAAGAAACAUUUUCCGGACAUCAGAUACAACUUCUGCAUUGGAGGAAACGGCCACGUUUAUGAAGGUCGAGGGUGGAAGAUUCGCCCAUCCCUUCCAAGCAAAUGGGUUGAGUUUCAACCGAGAAGUUUGUUUGUAGCCCUAAUCGGCCAUUUCUAUGAUUGUAAUCCUACAGAAAAGAUGUUUUUUGCAAGAAGAAAACUGCUGGAAUACGGAGUAGCGAGGAAGUACAUUUCAUCUAAAGUAUUGGAAGUUCACGUUCCUCCUGAUCUUGUCCCUAAUUAGGUUAAAAUAUGUAUCUUAAUUCGAUAUUUUGAAGUGAAAUAUCCCACUAAACAACUAUUUGAACUCACAAAAAUUAAA
Macrosteles quadrilineatus (aster leafhopper) is the source of this 596-nucleotide messenger RNA. RefSeq names its product peptidoglycan recognition protein 1-like. Gene Ontology annotation, biological process: peptidoglycan catabolic process. Lineage: Eukaryota; Metazoa; Arthropoda; Insecta; Hemiptera; Cicadellidae. Gene Ontology annotation, molecular function: N-acetylmuramoyl-L-alanine amidase activity; zinc ion binding. The coding region runs from base 63 to 518 and encodes 151 amino acids. The record is from RefSeq and is a predicted model, not a curated record. The transcript is spliced from 4 exons.